Messenger RNA from Cyprinodon variegatus (sheepshead minnow), 679 nucleotides. RefSeq names its product far upstream element-binding protein 3-like. Gene Ontology annotation, molecular function: nucleic acid binding. The transcript has 3 exons. Gene Ontology annotation, biological process: regulation of DNA-templated transcription. Bases 179 to 481 code for a protein of 100 amino acids. The record is from RefSeq and is a predicted model, not a curated record. NCBI's taxonomy places the organism in Eukaryota, Metazoa, Chordata, Actinopteri, Cyprinodontiformes, Cyprinodontidae.
AUAUCUAGUUGUUGAAUAGUUAUAGUUAAAUCUGAAACUCUUCCAUGCUGAUAAACCAACAGAAUCGUUACCCAGUCCUUUUCUCUGCUCCUAUAAUCAAAGGAAGCUCAGGUAGAGGUGCUCCUUUGGUCGAUGUUCUCCAGACCGGCACAGGUCAGCUGAUGAAGGUUGUAAGCAGAUGUUUUGUGUCUGCAGCAGCGGUCAGCCCUUCGUGACUGGUGUUUGGGGGAGCACUUACCACGCCCAGAGCAGCUGGCAGAACCCUGGACAACAGGACCCAGGUCACAGUUUGGCUCAGACAGGACAGAUGGACUACUCCAAAGCUUGGGAUCAGUACUAUAAGAAGCUAGGUCAGCAGAACCAGCCUCAGAACAUGAUGACGGACUACAGUAAAGCCUGGGAAGACUACUACAAGAAACAGAGUAUGACACCUGAAUGUUUGACAGUUCUUGUGUUGCUCAGAGUUUGCUGUUCAGAUUAAAGUCUGAAAUAAACAUGCCAGGUUCCGAUCUGUGUUAACCACUGUCCACUCUUAUGAGAUUAAAGCACGACUCAGCUGUAUGUGUUGGAAAGAUAGGGCCAUACAAAGCUAUUAUCAGGAGUAAGGAAAGGGUCCCAGCCAGACAAAACCACCAGACAACGGGGUCAAGCACCUUACACCCAUCUAACAAUGGGUCCA